Messenger RNA from Caenorhabditis angaria, 492 nucleotides. The record is from the annotation of a GenBank genome assembly. Lineage: Eukaryota; Metazoa; Nematoda; Chromadorea; Rhabditida; Rhabditidae.
AUGAUGGUAUUGAUGAAACAAAAAGAUGAAUUGAUGAUGAAGAUGAAAAUGGAAAAUGAGAAGAAGAGAGAAUUAUCACCAACGCCGAGUGUGCGAAUGAUAAAUUUAUGGUGGUGUUUUGUUGAAAAUUGAAGAAUGGCGAAAUGCAUUGGCGGAGGCGCAAGUUGAUAUGGCGGAUGGGUUCGAUAUAGCCAAAGGUGCUGCGAUGGAAGAAGAUUGGUCGGAAAAUGCAGAUGCGAUUUUCACACCGUUGGUGAAAAAAGUUAAUGCAUUGGCGGAAGUAUUUCGUGCAGUGUUGGUGGACUGGGAAUUGAGUGCGCAACCGAAUGAAGAAGAUGCCAGAAUUGUGCGAUAUUUGAAGCGAUGUGGUGCAACCGAUGUUGAAAAAGUUGCAGCAGCAUUUGAGAAAGUUGCGGAAAGUGGUAAUUGGAAAGAUAAAUAUGAGAAAAUCAAAGAAAAAUUAUUGUUGCAGAUGAAAUCGUUGAAAGUUGA